Paramecium sonneborni is the source of this 2152-nucleotide messenger RNA. The record is from the annotation of a GenBank genome assembly. NCBI's taxonomy places the organism in Eukaryota, Ciliophora, Oligohymenophorea, Peniculida, Parameciidae.
CUAAUCUAUACUAAUGGGUUGUAAAAUAUCAAAUGUAGCUCCUCAUAUGAGUUAUUCGACUAAAUUUCAUAAUGCAGAGAAUGGAUAAUCAGAAAUUAGAAGAAAUGUUAAAUACGCUGAUAAACUACUCUAAACUCCUGAAAAUAAAGAUGAAAUUCUUACAUUACAAGAUUUAUUUUCAAAAAGUGCUGAUAAAAAUGCUACCAGAUAUUGUUUAGGUUCAUUUAUAAACAACGAUUUCUAAUUCAUUACAUAUUCAUAAGUUUAAGAAGAAGCCAUUCAUUUAGGCAGUGGGUAUUAAAGAAUAAAAUAUAUUUUAAGAAUAAAAACUUGGGGUCUAGCAAAUGAAAUUAAUGAAUAUUAGAACUAUAAAUUAAAGUUAUUAGGAGUAUUUAGUAAAAAUAGAAGAGAAUGGAUGAUUUUAGAUAUUGCUAAUAUAUUCUAUGGAUAUACAAUGGUUCCAUUUUAUGAUACUUUAGGUAAAAUAAAUCUAUUAUAAUUUUUAGGUCCUGACUCUAUCCCUUUCAUACUAAAUCAGACAAAUAUUGAAACUAUGUUCUUAAGCGCUGACGCAACUAAAUCAUUACUUACAUGUAAAGAAAAAGGAAAAUUAUAAAAUUUGGUUCUAUUUGAUCCCAUAAAUGAAGAGCUAGAAAGAGUAAGACUAUCUGUGCAAAUUAGGAAUUAAAAAAUAAAGGCUAUAAAUUAUUUAAAUACUAAGAUGUUGUUGAAAAUGGCAGAUAACAAAUAUAACCUCUAGCAUAAACUUAUCCAGAAACCAUUUAUACAAUUUGUUAUACUUCUGGAACAACUGGAAAUCCUAAAGGAGCUUUGAUAACCCACGCCAAUUUCGUAUCUGCUGUAGCUAGUACUAUGGAAACUGAUGCAUAACUUAAUUCUAAUGAUAUUCAUCUAUCUUAUUUACCUUUACCUCAUGUUAUGGAAAGAUUAUUAGUAAUCUCAUUAUUAUACGUUGGAGCCUAAGUAGCGUAAUUUUUUAUUAAUAUUUCUAGAUUUUAUAGAGGAGAUGUAAAUCUACUAAAGGAAGAUAUUUAAAAAUUAAGACCUACUAUCUUUGUAUCUGUACCUAGACUUUAUAAUAAAUUCUAUGAUGGAAUUAAAACUAAAAUCUCAUAAGUUACAGGAAUUAAAAAAACAUUUGUUGAAUAAGCUAUCAGUUCUAAAUUAUCAACUUUAAGAUCUGAAGCUAAAUAUACAAAUUCAUUAUAUGAUAAAGCAUUCGAAGAAGUUAAAUAAUUAUUUGGAGGUAGAUGUAGAUUAAUGAUUACAGGAUCUGCACCUAUUUAAAAAGAUGUUAUUGAUUUUUUAAAAAUUGCUGUCUGUUGUCCUAUUUUAGAAGGUUAUGGUUAAACUGAAUCUUCAGCACUCUCAUUUUCAACAGCUAGAUGGGAUCCUGAAUCUUCUCAUUUAGGUGGACCUGCAGCUAAUACAGAAUUUAAAUUAGUUGAUGUUCCUGAAAUGAAUUAUACAUCCAAAGAUGUUAUUAAAAUCUUUAAAGGAGAUAAAGAAGAAGAAUAACAAAUUCCAAGAGGUGAAAUAUGUUUAAGAGGACCUGGUGUUUUUGUAGGCUAUUAUAAAGAUCCUUAAAAAACAGCUGAAACUUUAGAUUCAGAAAAAUGGUUACAUACUGGUGAUAUUGGUAUGAUAACAGAAUAAGGCGGAGUAAAAAUUAUUGAUAGAAAAAAAAACAUUUUCAAAUUAUCUUAAGGAGAAUAUAUUGCACCAGAAAAGAUUGAAUCUAUUUAUAAUAGAGUUUAAGGUGUAUCAGAAAGUUUUGUUUAUGGAGAAUCUAUUUAAAAUUAAAUAGUAGCAAUAAUAGUUCCUUAAAAUGAUUAUGUUUAGAGAUAAGCAACUCUGAUGUAACUCUAAGGUAACUUUGAAGCAUUAUGUUAAAAUUAAAAAAUUAUUUCUUUAUUUUAAUAAAACAUUGAAGUAUUUGGAAAACAAAAUUAACUAAAUUCAUUAGAGAUAGUAAUUUUAUAAAAAAUAAUUUUAGGCAAAAUUAAUUUAUCUAGAGCCUUAACCUUUUUAAAAUUUAGGAUGUCUCACUUCCACUUUAAAAUUAUAAAGGCAUAUUGCUAAAUAAGUAUUUGCUAAUUAAAUUUAAAAUUUAUAUAAAUAAAAAGUUUGA